This is a messenger RNA of Penicillium salamii, 279 nucleotides long. The record is from the annotation of a GenBank genome assembly. Lineage: Eukaryota; Fungi; Ascomycota; Eurotiomycetes; Eurotiales; Aspergillaceae.
AUGAGCGGAAAGGAGAUUUCCAAGCAGACUGAUGCUCUUGACGAGCCUUUGCUGUACAUCAUGUCUGCUGACGAGUGCUACACCGGCUCUGGUAGCUGCGGUACCGUGAACGCUUGGGAUGUCUCCAACUUCACCGUCACCCUGGACAAGGCCGAUGCCAAGUUCGGCAGCACCAUGACCCAAGGCAGCUUGACGACCUCCGACAACGGUAUCACCUGGACCACUGAUUCGAUCGAGAACGGAACUAUCGAUUUCGAUGACUCUGAUGACACCCUGUAA